Messenger RNA from Trichoderma virens Gv29-8, 1026 nucleotides. RefSeq lists its product as uncharacterized. The annotation marks the transcript as partial. Lineage: Eukaryota; Fungi; Ascomycota; Sordariomycetes; Hypocreales; Hypocreaceae. The transcript has a single exon. Gene Ontology annotation, molecular function: oxidoreductase activity, acting on the CH-OH group of donors, NAD or NADP as acceptor. The record is from RefSeq and is a predicted model, not a curated record.
GCUCCUUCCGAUCACACUCUUCUUGUCACAGGCGCGACAGGUUAUGUCGCAGGCCAUGUUAUCCACCAAGCCUUGACCAAAGGCUACAACGUUCGAGCUUGCGUUCGAUCCGAAUCGGCCAGGGAAAAGAUUCUCUCUGCCUUUCCCAAUUAUAGCUCGCAGUUAUCUUUUGCUUCCAUCAAGGAUAUCACCAACGCGGAGUUCUUCAGAGACGCGUUUGCCGAUGAUGCUGUAACGGGUGUUAUCCAUCUUGCUUCGCCUGUCCACCUCAGUCCAGAGGAUAACAGACGUGACAUGCUCGACCCCGCGAUUAACGGUGCGAGGUCGAUCAUUGAAGCAGCCAAGAUGUUUGGUCCUUCCGUGCAGCGUGUCGUGAAUACCUCUUCCAUGGCAGCAUUGCUGGAUGUUUCGCAAGGCCUACGACCUGGUUAUACGUACACGGAGAAAGACUGGAACCCGAUGACUUAUGACGAGGCUGCUGAAGCUGAUCCUCUUUCAGUGUAUUGCGCUAGCAAAGCCCUGGCUGAAAAAAGCAUGUGGGAAUUUAUGGAAAGCGAAGACACCAAACCAGCAUUCUCAUUUGUCUCUGUCAAUCCUUCUGUGAUCUACGGUCCAGACUUUUAUCCUAUCACGAGUCUCACGGGCCUCAAACCAACCACCGCGCGUGUCUGGGCGCUGGUUGACGCUCCGGCUGUACCUCCUCCAGACUAUGCUGGGGCAGUCGACGUGAGGAAUGUCGCAGAGGCAUUACUGGCCGCUUUUGAGACGCCCAAAGCCGCCGGGCAGCGCUACCUCCUUGCGAAGCACUUUGACUGGCAGACAGCUGCAGAUGCUGCUCGUGAGGCAUUGGAAGAACCUGACAGAAGUAGGAUACCGGCAGGAUCGCCUGGUUCCAUGAGCGAUGGAGCAUGGAGAUCUGUGACUUAUGGUGUUGACGGAUCAAAAGUGGAGAGAGACUUGGGCUUUAAAUACCUACCAUUGAAGGAUACGAUGGGCGAUGCUAUCAAGCAGUUGCUAGAUGUGGAA